Messenger RNA from Harpia harpyja (harpy eagle), 4226 nucleotides. It is a transcript of the gene SH3BP2, whose product is annotated as SH3 domain binding protein 2. The transcript is spliced from 13 exons. Lineage: Eukaryota; Metazoa; Chordata; Aves; Accipitriformes; Accipitridae. Gene Ontology annotation, biological process: signal transduction. The record is from RefSeq and is a predicted model, not a curated record. Gene Ontology annotation, molecular function: SH3 domain binding. Bases 224 to 2056 code for a protein of 610 amino acids.
GUUGAUUGAAAGGUGAGUAGGAAGCAAGCAAACAGUGGAAAAUCCCCUCUGCUUUCUGGCUUGACGUCUGACAGAUGUUUGAGGUAUGCAGGGUUUGAUUUAUAACCUCUCUGGGAAGUUGGGAAAUCUGACAAAGAUAGUGCUGCCUGCUAACACUGGGGGAAACAGGAAGUAACAAAGGAAACAAGUCAUUGCCUAGGCGUCCCUUUUGGCCGCAGUGCAGAUGCACAAGCAGUUGGGGCAGAGUUUCUUUUCCUUUUGUGUGUUGAGCGUACAGCAGCUACCUUAUAAUACACAGAGCGGGGAGAAGCGCAGAGAUGUUCCUGUCAUGCCUGAGAGGGGUCCGAAGUUAUUAAUGGCUUUGUCUUCACAAAGGAAACAAUCAUUUGGUGAAAUUGUUGGCAGAAAAACUAUGUGUCGAUCAGGAAUGGUCACCAGAACGAUGGCCUCACAGGAGCAGGUCUGGCCAGUCCCAAUGAAGGCAAUUGGAGCACAAAACCUUUUGACAAUGCCUGGAGGAGUGACCAAAUCAGGGUAUCUUCAUAAAAAGGGAGGCACCCAGCUGCAGAUCUUGAAGUGGCCAUUGAGAUUUGUGAUUAUCCAUGAGGGAUGUAUUUACUAUUUUAAGAGCAGCACAUCUGCAUCUCCACAGGGUGCAUUUUCUUUGAAUGGUUACAACAGGGUUAUGCGGGCAGCUGAGGAGACAACAUCAAGCAAUGUGUUUCCUUUCAAGUUAGUUCACAUUAGCAAGAAGCACAGGACGUGGUUUUUUUCAGCUUCAUCUGAAGAUGAAAGAAAGAGUUGGAUGCUAUCCUUGAGGAGGGAAAUUGAUCACUACCAUGAGAAGAAAGAAACAAUAACAGAAUUCAGUGACUCUGGUUCUGAUGCAGACAGUUUCUAUGGCUCAGUAGAACGUCCCAUUGAUAUCAAGUAUUCUCAUCAUUCAGCAGAUAAUGAAGAUUACGACCAGGAGGAAGAGGAUGAGUCUUACUUGCAGCCAGACACUUCUGACAUAGUGAAAGAUGAUAUGGUCCUGCCCCCAGCCUACCCGCCUCCACCGGUUCCUCAUGUCAGAAAAGCUAACUACUCAGAAUCAAGGGCAAAUUCCUUUGCUGGCAAAUCUACUGUGCCAGUACCACCACCGCCUCCUAAAAGAAGCUUACCUGAUAUCAAACCAGAGGAUCUCUUAAACAUGAGAGAACCCCUGUUACAGUGCCGAGCUGAACCUAAUCUAAAGAUUCAAUCUUCAAGCCGGAGACUAAGUGAACAGCUGCCCCCUGUACCCACUCUACCUCUUUUCAAAAAGCCGGUGUAUGUCAAAGAAUCUUGCUCAUUGCCUCCAGAGCUUUUGCCUCUAGCUCAAGUUGUUUCUACUCCAGAAGGAUGUGAGAAGCUAAAAACCUUAAACCUUUCACCGCGAACUCCUCCUCCGCUACCAAGCAGUAAACCCAAGCUGUCACAGUUUACUGAAAAAACAGUAGAGCCCAAAGUGCCAAGAGAACAUGGUAAACCUGGACUGUUUGUACCACCAGUGCUCCCAAAGCCACCUGUGCCAAGCCACCAGCCCCCUGGAAUCAAGCCUAGACCAGAGAAGUCUUCAUGUUCCCAGUUACAAUCACCACCAGAUGGACAGAGUUUUAGAAGCUUUUCAUUUGAAAAACCAGCACUACCCUCUAAGCCAAACCAACCUGAUGAUGAUUCUGAUGAUGACUAUGAAAAAGUUGGGCUCCCUGCUUCAAUAUUUCUUAAUACUUCUGAAUCCUUUGAAGUUGAAAGGACAUUUAAAGCUAGUAGCCCACGGGGCCGACCGCAAAAUGGAUUGUACUGUAUUAGGAACUCAUCUACUAAGCCUGGAAAGGUAUUGGUUGUAUGGGAUGAAUCUGCAGAAAAAGUGAGAAACUACAGAAUCUUUGAAAAGGAUUGCAAGUUUUAUCUGGAUUCAGACAUCAUGUUUUUGAACAUGGGAAGUUUGGUCGAGUACUAUAGCAUUCAUGUCUUACCUAGUCAUGACAGCCUUAUUCUUCGGUGUCCUUAUGGUUACUCUAAACCAAGGUGACAUGACUGGCAUAAUUCACUGAUGCUUAGGACAAAUGGGUUCCCUACUGCCCUUGAAUUAAAUGUGGACUCCUGCCACUGUUGGACAUCCCAUUGUUUGCACACAGAAACUGACUCUGUUUCAGCCAUUUAUUCUCACAUUCAUUGUAUAUAAACUCCAUUUAAUGAACUCUUGGUAAAACCUUACAAUCCAGAUCAGUGGAUUUUAUGGUCUUGUUUUAAAAAGAUCUGAACUGAUUAUGCUGUGAAAGCUGUCCAUGAUACCUACACCUUUUAUAAAACUGCUGCUAUUACUAAUCUCCUUGGAAUGUGGAAGAUGGACACGAACAAAGUAGUGGUCUGAAUACAACCAAUACAGAAACGGGAAAUUUCUGAAAGUGUAUCAGAAUUCACUUGUGACAGGGAAUACUAAUACUCUGACUUGAAGGUAUUACUCCUUAAGUCAGCACUGGUGCUCAACUGAGAGUUUUUGUAUUACUUGUAUAGUUGACGUGUAAAUAAUGAAGACUUCUGUGCAAAUAAUUUGGUUUACUAUAGGUUAAGAUGAUCAGAAAAUGUGGCUUUUUUUUAAGCCACCUCAUACGUAAAUGUAGCUUCUGAUUACAAUGUCUGCAGUAAUCAAUAUCAGGGUACUAUCCAACUGAUAUGGUUGUGGCAUCCCACGUGUUACUUAAUGAUGUGCAUUUCAGAGAGACGUGGAAUAAUAUUGAUUUGGCUUUCACGGGAGCCUGAUUCCUUAGUUCUAAACUGGAAGGGUAGGUGCCACUAGUAUUUUUAAUGGGUAUGAGAAAAGAGAAAGGACUACUUAGGAUUAAGGGGGAAGGGAGGGAAUCUUUUGAAUGCCCCAAAUUCUGACUAGCAGUUUUCUCUCACAUUGCUGUAAUCAAAGGUUCUUUAAAACAAAACACACACACAAAAAACUGAAACCAUGAGUGUGAUGCUACUAUCAACUCUGUAAAUCUUUGUGGUCAGUCUCUUAGGAUCAGGUUGUCAGCCCGUUGCAUUUUGUUUUGUUCUAGGGCAAAACACACUGGCCUAGGCUACUUCUUGUAGAUCACCAAGAAUUUUUCCAUUAUUAAAAUUGCCACUCGGUUUGUAGUUGCAUGCAAAAUAAAAUCUGUUUUUAACAUACUAUCAGUGGUAGGCAUUACCAGGGUGCUUGUAAUAUUUGUUCCCUAAUAUUUUGGGGACAGGUAUCCUAAAACCAAGGGCUUGAUAUUUAUGCUAAAUAUCCUAAAUUUUAAUAAAGAGGAGAAAUUUAUUUUAAUGACCUGUUAAGUAAAUUUGUUGAUUCAAAAAUACUGUUACAAUGGUCUCCUACUCUAAUAAUGUUUACAAGACCUGCAAUAAUAAUAAAAAAAACCCCAAAAUCCUGUCGCUCCUGACAGAAGGUAUCUAGUUUCUAUCAGUCUGAAUCUGUAUCCAUAAACUUAACUCUUUUUUCUGUUACCUUUUCAAAGUUUAUAUGUGUCAGUUUUAAUCUUGUUACAGUUAGAUGGUCACAACUUUAAAAACAUGAGCAAAACCAUUACAGAAUAAGAAUUUUCUGUUAAUGAAAACAAUAAACCAGGAUUUAAUCCCUAAGGGAUUUUCUUUAAUAGAGAUGUACUAUUAGGACCAUACAUAGGAAUUGAGGCAAGAAGCUCUGCCUUUAUCUUUUGCAAGAGACACAGACAUACACAAUAUCAGUCUUUUGAUCUCUGUUCUCACUGUAAUAGGUUUUAUGUGCGUAAAAAAUGUGAUACUUAAAUUUCAGAUUCUGUUGAAUAUUGGAUAUUUUAAGUUUCUAAUUCCUUAUUUUAAAUGAGUAUCCCUGUGGUUUACUACCCUGAUAUGAUCCACUCUGUAAAGAAGGCUCAGCCAACAAAGUAUUUGAAAAAUAUUUUUGGCAUAUAGAUAUAUGUAUAUCAGAGCAAGUUCCAGUUUCUUGCAGUAUUUACACAUACUGUUUACAGAGUAAAUUUUUCUCUGGGAAUAAUUGACUUCAUUGUGUCAGGACAGUCGUACUUACAGUAUGCUAUCUUUGGGGCCCUAUUCAGAUAUUUCUUUUUUUUUUUUUUUUUUUUUUGCAACCAUAUGCUCUUUUUUAAACUGUAAAAAUACUUACAUAAUCCAAUACAUAUAAAACAUAACACUGUCUACCUGUGUAAUACAAGAUUUGCAAAUAUGUA